This is a messenger RNA of Homarus americanus (American lobster), 424 nucleotides long. Its product is annotated as lisH domain-containing protein C1711.05-like. The record is from RefSeq and is a predicted model, not a curated record. NCBI's taxonomy places the organism in Eukaryota, Metazoa, Arthropoda, Malacostraca, Decapoda, Nephropidae. Bases 83 to 424 code for a protein of 113 amino acids. The transcript is spliced from 3 exons.
GAUUCUUCUUGUCCUGGUGCCGGGUUCAGCUGAUAGCCGCCAGAUUCUGAAGGACACGUACGGUAAUUCCUCGUCCUCCAAUAUGCCGGGAGACUCCUCGUCCCCCAGUAUGCCGGGAGACGCCUUGUCCUCCAGUAUGCCCGGAGACUCCUCAUCCUCCAGUAUGCCGGGAGACUCCUCGUCCUCCAGUAUGCCGGGAGACUCCUCGUCCUCCAGUAUUCCGGGAGACGCCUCGUCCUCCAGUAUGCCCGGCGACUCCUCGUCCUCCAGUAUGCUCGGAGACUCCUCGUCCUCCAAUAUGCCCGGAAACGUCUCUCUCAACAGUAUGCCCGGAAAUGCCACAUCCUACAGUAUGGGUCAAGAAUUACGGAACAUUACUGCUGACGUCAUGAACUCCCUCGGCAGGCAAGGCUUUCGGCCUUAA